Messenger RNA from Paraglomus brasilianum, 528 nucleotides. NCBI's taxonomy places the organism in Eukaryota, Fungi, Glomeromycota, Glomeromycetes, Paraglomerales, Paraglomeraceae. The record is from the annotation of a GenBank genome assembly.
AUGUCGCUCGAUGCAAUACAGCCGGUAUACGGAUUUACAGUCGAUCAGAUAGAACGUGAGUUGGGUCAACGGACCACAGUAAGGCUUGCAAGUGGAGAAGAAAUCGACGGCUAUUUGUACAAUGUUGACCCAAUCACACAUACAAUUUUUCUACUGAGGUUGGAAAGUAAAUCCAUGGACAAGGAAACUCUUCCUCCAAAAUACAAGCUCUCAGUAAUCAUGCGUCACGCUGUUGCGGCAUUACAAAUUCAAGACGGAGACGAUCGUCUUUCGCAGACAGUUCUUGACUCUGUCAUAUCCGAUGAGGCGAAAGGCUAUUUUCAAAAUUCAGAAAAAAUUCAGCAGCGAAAAGAGAAACUAAUAUCUACAUUUACUAAGAAUAGAAUCCAAAUUACACAUACGCCUGAAGACCCUGAUAUUCAUAUAAUGGACAGAGCACAUAUAUCACCGCCAUACGUUCCGGACUCUAUCCAAUGUGAUAGCGAAAUAAUUCUUAGGCGUAUAAAAGAUAUAAUUACACAACUCUAG